Messenger RNA from Penicillium verrucosum, 1641 nucleotides. RefSeq names its product putative choline transport protein. Gene Ontology annotation, biological process: amino acid transport; transmembrane transport. Gene Ontology annotation, cellular component: membrane. NCBI's taxonomy places the organism in Eukaryota, Fungi, Ascomycota, Eurotiomycetes, Eurotiales, Aspergillaceae. The record is from RefSeq and is a predicted model, not a curated record. Gene Ontology annotation, molecular function: transmembrane transporter activity. The coding region runs from base 1 to 1641 and encodes 546 amino acids. The transcript has 3 exons.
AUGGUGGUGUUCCCAAGUCCGACCUCCGCGGACACUGAAAAAUGCCCGAAAGGCCAAGCCGCAAUGGACGAAGUACGGCUGGAAUCUGCACUUGGACAUAAACAAGAGCUGUCGCGGAACUUCGGACUGUGGAGUUUGACCAGUUUGGGGAUUGUUAUUGCAAAUUCUUGGGCUUCAACAGGAGGUACAAUCGUCGCUGCGCUCCAAAAUGGCGGUCCGAUGGCUGUUCUAUACGGACUAAUUCUAGUCAGCGUCUUUUAUACGACCAUCUCAGCCUCUCUAGCCGAACUCGCCUCCUCUAUGCCUUCUGCCGGAGGAGUAUACUAUUGGUCAUCAGUAUUAAGCCGGAGUCGAGGUCGCACAGUGGGGUUUUUCACUGGGUAUCUGAAUGCUUGCGCGUGGCUGUUGUCAGCGUCAUCGAUGAGCUCCAUGUUGGGGAAUGAGGGCGUUGCUAUGUAUCUGUUGAGAUAUCCGAAUGUGAAGUGGCAUUCCUGGCAAGUAUUCAUUGUAUUCCAGCUCGUCAAUUGGAUGUGUUGUGCCAUUGUAUGCCUCGGAAAUCGGUUCAUUCCCCUCCUCAACCGCAUUGCCCUUACUCUGUCAAUGUGUGGUCUCGUUACGACUGUGGUGGUUCUCACAGUAAUGCCAAAGAAGCAUGCGAGCAGCGCUCAGGUGUGGACUGAGUACCACAACAACACAGGCGGAUGGUCAGACGGAGUCUGUUUUAUGACCGGUCUGUUAAAUGCUGCAUUUGCGGUUGGGGUGCCAGACUGUAUUAGCCAUUUAUCAGAAGAAGUCCCUGAACCCGAGAUCAAGGUCCCGCAAGGCAUAAUGUUGCAGAUGCUCACAGCUUUCGUCACAUCAUUUGUGUACCUGAUCGCCCUCUUCUACUCCAUCCAAGAUCUAGACGCCGUCUUUACAAGUAAUACCGGCUUUUUCCCAACCGCGGAGAUCUACCGGCAAGCAACAGGGUCUAACGCAGGCGCUAUUGGUCUGAUUGCAGUAUUAUUUCUUGCAACCUUCCCAACUCUUAUCGGGACCUUCGUGACAGGCGGUCGAAUGUGGUGGAGUCUAGCGCGCGACGAUGCAACGCCCUUUUCGAACUAUUUCGCUCAAGUGCACCCAACACUGAACUGCCCCGUGCGUGCCACAGUUGCUAUGAGCGCGCUCGUUACUUGUCUCGGGUGUAUCUAUAUCGGUAGCACGACGGCAUUCCAGGCGCUCAUCUCGUCAUUCAUUGUACUAAGCUCGCUGUCCUACUUCGGAGCCAUCUUUCCGCAUGUUUUGUCUGGUCGGGGGAACAUGGUCCCUGGACCGUUUUAUAUGGGACAGAAACUUGGGAUGGCAGUUAAUAUUGUUUCUUUGUUGUAUAUUUUGGUUACUGUUAUCUUCUUCUGCUUCCCCUUGGUGUUACCGGCCACAGUUCAAAAUAUGAACUAUACCAGUGUGAUCGUUGUUGGCUUGAUGGUUCUCACUGCCUUCUGGUGGGCGUUCCGCGGCAGACACCAAUACCAUGGCCCGCAGUAUAGCUUUGAGGCCGCUGAGCGGUUGGCUACGUUCCAAGAGGGCAAGGAGGGUCGUCGAUCCUUUAUUGAUCUUGUGGUAUCGCCUGUUGGUAUUGAACAUGGGAAUGUUUCACGGUGA